AUGCUAGCAGAAAAAUCGCAACAAGGGAUCGCGAAGUACUGUAGCACCGCGAACGAAAUGGCACAGAAAUGCUUGAAAUCACGCCUAAGGAAAGUGGAUUUAUGCUUGAACAAGCUCGGAAUGGAGGUCAUUGCAAUUGUUGGUCUUCAACGUGGAAUUUCUAGUAAGCGCGAGUCAUCAGCUCGUGUUGACUACGUCUCUGCCCUUUGUACACACCGCCCGUUGCUCCUACCGAUUGAAUGGUCCGGUGAAGUGUUCGGAUAG
This is a messenger RNA of Striga hermonthica, 264 nucleotides long. NCBI's taxonomy places the organism in Eukaryota, Viridiplantae, Streptophyta, Magnoliopsida, Lamiales, Orobanchaceae. The record is from the annotation of a GenBank genome assembly.